Molecule: messenger RNA, 4239 nt
Organism: Thunnus maccoyii (southern bluefin tuna)
Lineage: Eukaryota; Metazoa; Chordata; Actinopteri; Scombriformes; Scombridae
Product: lisH domain-containing protein ARMC9
Exons: 26
Coding region: 528-3062 (844 amino acids)
Biological process (GO): cilium assembly
Cellular component (GO): ciliary basal body; ciliary tip; centriole
Molecular function (GO): protein binding
Source: RefSeq, a predicted model, not a curated record
ACACGAAUACAAACAAAAUUGUGAAAAAAAUUAACCUUAUCGUAUAACUGUCUAGCUGUCGUCACUGUAGUGUUCAAAACUAAAGUAAAUAAAGCACAUUUUCCACAUUUUAUAUAUAUAUAUAUAUCUUAAACAGUCUCUUACUAAUUUCUCUAAGAAAUAAAUAGUUAACAAACGGGAUGCUUUCACGAAGCGUAUCGUUAUUUACGACAUUUGUUUCUACUUUCCAGCCUGCAUUCCCCAGGCAUUGGUUGCUAGGUGUUUUAGCGUCCCAUCUGUGUACCGUUGCUAGCUAAUGGCUAGGUGGCUAAUAUCAUUGUAGGUGAAUCCCACAAGCCCUGCUGAAUAUGGAUUGUAUACGUUUCAGUUGCGGAUAAAAACAUUUAAAGCGUUAUAAUCGUAUAUUCACCAACUGCACGAUGUGCGAAUAAGGCUCUGCAGAAUACAUGCCGGGAUUACUAAAGUUAUUUAAUGGGAGCAGAAGUCUUUGCUGUUUUUAGGUGUUUUAGAAAGUCUUGGGCACUCACAUGAGUUCCAGGGAGUCAGCCAAGAUGGGGGACAUCUUGGCUACUGAAGCCAAUCUUCUUGGAAUGAUCAAGGAGUACCUUAAGUUUGAGGAAUUUGAAGAGACUGUUCGCAGUUUCGACAAGGAGUGCAAAAGCAAAGGCAAGCUCGUCUCAAAGCCUCAAGGAAGUACUCUCAGAGACUCAAAGACUUGUGCCAUUCAGAAAGACCUCCUUAGCGCUUUUGAUGAUGGAGACAACAAGGUGUUCUUUGAACUGUGGACAGAGAAUAUUCCCUCUGAAAUAAAAGACACUGACGCUGAGGCCCAGAGCCUGGAGUUCCACCUUCACAUCCACUUCACCAUCUACCCACUGAAAGGGCACCCUGGUAGACACGACCAGGCAGAGUUUGAGGAGAGGAUUUCCCACUUCAAACAGUACCUGGAGACUCAGGGAGCAGCACUGAGCCAGACCACAGAGUUUCUGCCUUACUAUGCCUUGCCUUUUGUUCCCAACCCCACUGUCCACCCCUCCUUCAAAGAUCUUUUCCAGGAUUCCUGGAUUCCACAGUUGAAGGAUAAGCUUGAGCAGUUUCUGUCUGUGACACUGAAGCCGUCCAACAGCCCAAGGCUGCUGAAUUUAUAUAAGGAGGGUGGAAGAAGUACUAAAGAGGCAAUGCAGCAGUUACAGCUCCAACUGGUUGAGUCGGACCGCCGCAUCACCAGCUACAUGCGGAAGUUCAACAAGAUGCAAGCCGACUACCACAACCUUAUUGGAAUCACCGCUGAGCUGGUUGACUCAUUGGAGGCCACUGUCAGCGGAAAAAUGAUUUCCCCUGAGUACCUGCAGUCUGUGUGUGUUCGCCUGUUCAGCAGCCAGAUGAGGCAGAGCGUGGUGCAGAGCACUGACUUCACCAGGCCUGGCACUGGAUAUUGCUCUAUGAGUCCCUAUGAUGAUGGCUAUGCCUCCUCAAUGCUACGAGCCUCCAUUGCACCACAGAGAUCUAAGGAAGUGCCAAUGCUGCCCUCACUGGACUAUGAGAAGCUGAAGAAAGACUUGGUUGAAGGUUUAGACCGACACCGGUCCCUGUUGCUUCAGGCGCUGCGCUGGAGACUGACUCGCUCACUCCCUGGUGAGCAGAGAGACACGGUGCUUCAAGCCUACAUCAGCAAUGAUCUCCUGGAACGCUACUGCACAAAACAGAAAACUGUGCUUCAUUUAAUGAGGUCAAAGAACGAGAUUGUCCGACAAUACAUGGCUCGUCUCAUCAAUGCAUUUGCUUCCCUCGCAGAGGGUCGGGUUUACCUCUCUCAAAUCCCCAUUCUCCUGAAACUUCUGACAGAGGCACUCAGGAAGGAGGAAAAAGACUCCCUGACUAGAGAGAAUGUGCUAGUAGCUCUGCAGAAACUCAGCCUCAGGAGGAGCCAGCAGACAGCCAUGAUAGCGGAUGAUCUUAUUGGCUGGCUGGUUGAUGAGCUGCACAACUCGGACUGUCUGAGUGACUACACCCUGGAGUAUUCUGCAGCUCUGCUUAUGAACCUGUGUCUGCGAACAAAAGGAAAAAGGAAGUGUGCAGAGAACGCCAAGCAUGUGCUAAAGGUUCUAACAGACCUCCUCGGACAUGAGAACCAUGAGAUUCGACCAUAUGUGAAUGGAGCCCUGUACAGUAUCCUGUGUAUUCCCUCUGUGAGACAGGAAGCCAAAGAGAUGAGUGUCGAGGAAAUUCUUCGCUGCUACAGCAAAGAGGAGAACCCGGAUCUCAACAGACAGAUUGAAUUCAUCAUUAAACAGCUGAACUCAGCUGAGGAAGAGGGGCCAGAGUCAGAUGAUGAAGAGGAAGAGGACGACAAUGAUGAGGAUUUAAUGGAGACAGACCUAGAUAAAGAGGAAGUCCUCCAGCCACAGCCUAGGGAACUGUCUGGAGAGAGUCUACUCACCACUGAGUAUCUGGGAAUUAUGACCAACAUGGCAAAAGUGAAAAGGAAGUCGACCCCUCUGCCACAACCAAGUGUUGAUGAGCCCCUACAACGGCCUGUGACCCCAGGUUCUCAUCGUAAUGUCAACGCAGUGGAUUACAGACCUGGCAGUCAGGGAGGUGAUGGUAGCAGGGACAGGGAAUACCCUCUGAGCAGACAGAAGAGUGAAGAAGGAAGUCUGCCUACUUCCCGAUACAACUCCCGACCUCCCACACGCUCUGGCAGUCGCCCCAGCACUGCUGACUCAUUACGUCAUGGCAUCGACUCAGAAUGUGGCCGGUUGUCUCAGGAGUCAGAGUUGGACAGACAGUAUGAGAGCCGAGCCAGAAAAGGACGUUCCCAGGAGGAACACAAUGGACACUCUGCCAGCGGUGAUUAUAUCCCUGCAUUUGAAAGCCAGCCCAAGAUUCCCCGGACACCUGACGCAGCAGCCAGCCAGAGCAGCACUCACCGAGGUCGAGGCCUGGCUCUGGCGCCCCAGUUUUCCCAGUCGGAGCCACAGCAGAGCAGCCGGCCAGGCUCUGCCAGCUCCGCAGAAGGAGGGGCACGACAAAGUGGAAGCAGCCAGUCAAAGCGGAGGUGAAGAGGGAGCUGUCACCAUGGAAUAGCUCUAUCUCCCCCGGAGCAUCGGGCUUCCUGUAACAUCAUCCCCCCAGGUUGUGAUCAGGGUCAGGGCAACAAAGAUGGUUGAGGAUCAGCAGCAGGAGGAGGAGGAAGAGGGGCUGGUACAAUGUGAAGGAUUGUGGCCCUGCAUUUUUUUCCCUCUUUGGCUUCAGCACAGACUUCUGUAACAUAAUAUGAGGUCAGACAAUAAUCACAGCCCCCAGCCAGCCAGCCCUGUGCACCUUUUAGCCUCAUUUGGCCCUGAAUUUCUCCACUCUCUCAUCAAGGUUAUAGUGGGUACAACUAAAUAUGGGCAACAUCCUGCAGCUAUGACAGAAUUGUUGUGUAACAAGAUGCUGGUGUUCUGACUCGAAAGUGUAACUCUGAGUUGGUGAUCACCUUUUUCUCCAUCUGCCUACUGACUUAUCAGUUUUCUGACUUAAGCACAUUCCUUUCAUUACAUCAGCAGUCCCAUAGAAAGCUUCUUCAGGGAAUGAACCCUAUUUAGACUUAAGCACAGUACGGUUUUACCCGUUUUAGAGUUUAGGAAACCUGAUACGAUGAGGUAAGAUAUUUAAUUAUUUUCAUGAUUAUCACAAACUUUAAUUAAUUUAAUAUGAGUCGCACCGAGGAUGUUUUUUGUACAUAUGAUUUGAAAAGAAGUAACAAGCUCCUUUGCAAAGUUCUCAUCUUGAUUCAUAAAUCAAUAAUCCUCUGAAUUUCACUAUGUACUGUAUAUAUCGAUUUUUGACCACAGUGGGAAAUAUCCGUCCACAUGAAUAAAUGAUUGUACCAGCUUUACAUCAAAUAUAAAAACAUUAGCUCGUAUCAGAGUAGCUGCUCUUGUUUAACUUCAGAGAUGUUUACAAGAAUGACACAGGUCCUGACAUGACUCGUCAGGCUAGUGCAUGGUUUUAAAUACUUUAAGAACUGCUUAUUUCUAUUGAUGUACACCACCAUAUAUACAACAUCUGAGAAAAAAAAACUUGAAUUUGCAUGAAUGUCUUAAAUCCAUCAUUGUUUCUAUUGUACAUUUGCACAGUGUCCAGUUGCUGUGAUGUAUAAUUGUUAGCUGCUACAUUUUUGUUGUAAUGUAUUUUGAUAGUAACUGAUUUCGAUAUUUUUUAAGUGAUUUUAAAUAAAUGUGUGAAAUUUCA